Messenger RNA from Peniophora sp. CBMAI 1063, 1665 nucleotides. The record is from the annotation of a GenBank genome assembly. Lineage: Eukaryota; Fungi; Basidiomycota; Agaricomycetes; Russulales; Peniophoraceae.
AUGGCUUUCUUAGACUUCUCUCUCGUGGCACCGCGACCCGAGUUGAGAGCAGCAGCGACCAUAAUCGGCACCCUCGCCGUCGUCGUCGCCUGCGCCGUAUACCGCCAUCUGAAAUGGCCCGCCUAUAUUCUUCCAGGGCCAGCAUACGAAAGCUUCUUGUACGGGAGUGUCCCAGCACCUCAACCUUCUGACGAUGCGGCGUUGUAUCUGCACGAGUCUUGGUUCAAGAAGUACGGCCCGACGAUCCGUAUCUGGAACUCUUUCGCGAGGCCGGCAAUCAUUACGGUUGAUCCUACGGCGUUGAAGCAUAUCUUGCAUAGUCCGGCGUUUGAGAAGGGAGAGAGGUUGAAGAAUAUCCUUGGUGAUAUCAUUGGUGAAGGUCUGCUUUUUGUGGAGGGCGGUGAGCAUAAGAAACAGCGCCGCGUGAUGAGUCCCGCCUUUGGUCCACUGCAAGUAAAAAGGUUCACAGAGACCUUCAUCCGCAAGUCCCUCGAGAUGCGCGAUAUCUGGCUAGACAUGUGCGCCCGCGAUACGACGCGCAAGGACGGUUACCUUCGCAUCGACGCGUUCGCGUGGUUGAACAAGGUUACGCUGGACAUCAUCGGUCUUGCAGGGUUCGACUACGACAUCGACUCUUUGCAUGCGCCCGACGAACAUCCCAAUGAGCUGAACGAGGCCGUGCGGACGAUCUUCUCAUUCGAGGGCGGCUUAGCCACACUGCUUCAGUUCAUGAUUCCCGGCGCCCGACGCAUCCCCACCAAACGCGUCCGCGAACAAGGCAAAGCCCAGAAACAGAUCACCGCCAUCGGCAUGCGUCUCAUCGCCGAGAAGAAGCAAGCCAUCAUCCGUGAGAUCUCGAGAGGGGCGGACGCGCAGCUCGAGAAGAAGGAUAUUCAGGGUUCGGACUUGCUCAGUCUGCUUCUGAGGGCGAAUAUGGCGAGCGAUCUUCCCGAGAGCGCGCGGAUGAGUGAUAAGGAUAUUGUUUCGCAAGUGCCGACAUUCUUGAUUGCAGGGCAUGAGACAACCAGCACGGCAGUCACCUGGGCUCUUUACGCGCUGGCCUGCCACACAGAAGUGCAGCAACGACUGCGCGCCGAACUCCUCUCUCAUCCCACCGACACUCCCACUGAAGGCGAACUGAACGCCCUCCCAUACCUCGACGCUGUCGUGCGCGAAACUCUGCGCGCAUAUGCGCCGGUCUUCGCCACGGAUCGUACAGCGGUUAGGGACGAUAUCGUGCCGCUCCGGACACCCAUUGUCGGUACGGAUGGAGUUGUGAGGAAUGAGAUACACGUAUCGAAGGGCGAUAACAUCGUGUUCAUGAUUCAAGUAUUGAACCAAUGGGAGGAGUACUGGGGCGAAGACGCCCACCAGUUCCGGCCCGAGCGGUGGUCGCAACUCCCCGACGCAGUCAAAGAGCUUCCAGGUGUAUUCGGCAACAUGCUCACAUUCUUCGCUGGUACACACGCAUGCAUCGGCUACCGCUUCUCCAUCGCCGAGAUGAAAGCGCUGCUGUUCACUAUCGUGCGCUCUUUCGAGUUCGAGCUGCCUAUAUCGCCUAUGGACAUCAUGAGGAAGACGAUGAUCGUUGGGAGGCCGAGUUUGACGACGAAUCCGGCUGCGGGGAAUCAGCUUCCUCUGCUUAUCAGGCCUGUUAAUGCGUAG